AUGCCCCGCAUUCUUUCCAUUGAUGGCCAGCCAUCCAUUACAGAGCUGGUGUCUGCAAACACAGUCGGAUCUUCUACAGUUCUCUCCCCUCCAACGGGCAAUGCAAGUUGGUAUACGGCAGGAAGCGAUUUUUGCUUCUAUGCCGUAGCCCAACAAGCGGCCAGAGAGUCCAAGGCGAGACUGUCUAGGCUAAAAUUGACACCAGAGGAAAAACAGUUACUUGCCAUCGUGCCAUCUAGCUCUGAUGCAGUAAUAGAAAAGCUUCAUUUGAUCGUGGAUGAGCGGGAGGAGGCCCUCAAGCGCCCAAAAGCAUUCCAACGAACCAACAAGUUUUUUACAGCUUUUUGCGAAGUAGUUGGUAAGACUUCUGGGCUGGUACAGACACUGGUACCCCAGAGUCCAGAGUACACGAUUCCAUUUGGAGUUCUAAUCAUCUUGUUUAGAGCCGUAGUGACCAAGAAGGACCGGGAAGAAUCUCUUCUUAUGUAUCUCGAAGCACUCGGCUCAAAGUUGCCCCUCGUUGAGUUUUAUCGCAAUGCAUUUCCCACGAAUGCUAUGAAACUUGCCGUGGCAAAUCUAUACGCAGAGGUCACCAAACUUCUUGAUGAGGCACUGCUGUACUAUCGCAGUGGACGCCUCGGAAAGCUUGUUGAUGCAGUGUUGCAGCCAACCGAGCCAAAGUUUCAAAAGAGCAUGGACCAGAUCGAUGCGGAAGUCAAGAAGAUGCAGGACCUCAAGGAUGUGGCCCACGAGGCUCAGACUAUUGACAUCAAGGACACGGUGACAGGGAACGCUAAAGCAAUAUCUAGACUGCACGAGAACUUCGAAAAGGCAACAAUUGCUAUCGGUAUCAGCAUGGAACUUAUCAGUGAGAGAAUGACUGGGCUGGAGUCCCAAGUUUCUUUUAUUGGCAAAUUCGAAAUGUUGAAAUAUGCACAGUCCUUGCAGGAAGCACUCCUUUCGUCCGUCGGCGACUUCUACUUGGAUUCCGAAUCUCUGCUACAGAGAGUCAUGUCUCAAGGAUUUCGUCUGUCACCAAUCGAUCGCUGGGAGAACAAUGGAAUUCUGGAAAACCUAGUGGCUUGGUCUCAUGGGCGCCACGGACCAUUAUUAUGGGUUGGUGGCCAGUCAGGCAAUCGAGACUCCUGGGUCACGGACUUAUCCAUGGACAUUGUACAAGCAUUCCUGCCACAAUCCAUGACGACCCUGUUUGUCUUUUGCUCGGACAUGGCAUUCAACUCUCUCCCUCCAAACCCCAUCCUUCUCGUCAAACUGCUCAUUGCUCAGCUUUUGGAGCUGCAUCCUCACAUACCCUACGAGAACCCCAUAUUCUACAGUCUGCAGAGGUUCCGCCAUGCCGCGACGUUUGACCAGGUAUGGAGGAUAUUCGAGAGUCUGAUCGGCAACUUGACUGAAGUAUUCCUGGUGAUUGACCGAGUCGAAAUGUGUAAGCCUGGUGGUCAGGCCAGCCUCACUGGCGACCUCCUGCCUGCCCUGGCGAGAUUGCUAGCAGAGACUAGCGGCCGGAGGGCGAUACUGACAAGCAUAUAUAACCCCCCAGAAAACAUGAGCUACGAUGUCGCACGAACGAUUGAAAAGGUCUUUAUUGACACGGGUGGGAUGGGCGAGGAGCGAAAAUGA
Molecule: messenger RNA, 1641 nt
Organism: Pestalotiopsis fici W106-1
Lineage: Eukaryota; Fungi; Ascomycota; Sordariomycetes; Amphisphaeriales; Sporocadaceae
Exons: 5
Coding region: 1-1641 (546 amino acids)
Source: RefSeq, a predicted model, not a curated record